AUGGAAGCCCAGCUGCACGGAAAUAAACCUUUGGAGAGCCUUUUCAAUCAGAAGCAGCCGGCACAACAUGAAGAAUCACUGUUUGCUGAGGAACUCGGAUGGAUCUGGGGCGGUGGCAGCCUCGAGAGCAGCCUUGAUCAAUCGCUGCCUCAAUUCCCUGACGAAAAAGAGCCAAACCAGGAGCCCUACUUGGAGGCAGAUCGAGCGCACAGCGCACUUCUUUCGGAUCCCGGAAUUGACAUGACUACGGCACUGUCGCUCUACAAGACCAACUUAGACACAUCCUCGCCAUCAAGUGAAUCGAGCGUUCGUCUGGAGGACUACCGAAUGCCCCACGCCUACGGUGAACGCCUUCCUACAGCGACCGCCUGUACGGAAAUGCUCGAGCCGUCCGAGCCUCGCAUUCUGACAGUGGUUCCACAAACCUUGAUCGGCGAUUUGCGGAGGUUGCUACCCCAGGAACUGCGAGACAAGGUUGUGGUGUUGUAUUUCCGUCACGUGCAUCCACUUUGUCCAGUCGUGGACGAGUUCGAGUUUUCGAAAAUAUACAAAGAGUGUGACGAUGAAAGACAGUUGUUCCUCAAAUUUGAUGUCUUGCUCUUCAUGGCAAUGAUCUUUGUGGCUUUUGCGCAUGUGGAAAAUUCAGAGCUGGCCAAAAGCUCUGUAUCUACUAUUCUUCAAGGUCAAAACGCGUUGUUGGAGCACAUAAAGUCAUUAUACAACAACAAUUUCACCUCGACGAACCCUACGACUCUGACAUGCGCCUGCCUGUUGUUGAGCUACUGGAGUCCCUUCAACCUGGACACCCAAGUCAACUCUCGCUGGGUGGCCCGGGCUAUUUUCCAUGCUAGGCAGGCUAGAUUGGAAGAUCCAGACUAUGAUAGCGCCACAAUGUUCUCGCGGCGCAAGAUCAUCUGGUGGUGCUGUGUCCUCCGAGACCGCCUGAUCAGCGUUGGGCUCCGGCGCUUCCAUCGGCUACACAAGGUCGAAUCACGCUGGGGACCAGUCACUGUCAUGGAUUUUGGCGCCGAAGCUGUUGUGCCCCAGUUCAUGACGAUAGAGUCGAAGCGUGUCAUGAUGGCGGCGUUCAUAUGGAUGUGCGAUCUGACUCAGUUGAUCAGUGAUAUAGGCACGUUCCACAUGGACCGCAAAUUCCAGCGGGAAUGGCGCGAUGUGUCCUCGACCGGAGAGUCAGACCAUGACUUGCUGCUGGAUGAGAUGAUCCUGUGUUCGGCCUAUGAAUCUCGACUCAAGGAGUGGAAAGCCAGGUUCAAACAAGCUAUGGCAAGUGCCAUGACGCGCGAUUCUCCGGACAUGAGCAAGGUCCCAUUGCGCAUGCCGCAGCUGGUCAACCUUUCGCUCGUUGCCGAUCUCUAUCGACCGUACCUGAAGCCUAUUCAGCCCGAGUCCCGCUUUGGAGCGCAAUUCCGCACUCUGGCAGCCGCAAAGGUCAAGGAAGCAUCAGCCAAGGUUGUGAAGACAGUGUACAAGAUCUUCUCUGAAAGCAGAGUUGAGCACGUUCCACUCACCGUCACCGCUUGGAUCGCCCUGCCUCUAGCUGUUUGUGAGCUGGGCUGGCAUGUCUCUGGAGGCAAAUCGUCUUCUCUGAACAUCAGCCAACGGUUAGACAUGAUGGUCUCGCUGAACGCCCUGGCAGAGCGCCUGUGCGGUCUCCAGCCCACGUACCGCCUUCUCAGCUGGGUGUCGAAUCUCACAUCAAACAUAGGACAACAGCAGCAACAACCUUCUCCAUCGCGAGGCCCAAAAAGAGCUCGACCUGGCGCACCUGAUAUCCAUCCCGCGCAUAUGACGCCACACGAUUCUCAUGGCGAAGACGAAAAUCCGGAAAUCCUGGAUCUUGUGGCGGGCGCAAUCGAUUUGUCUCUUUCCAGCGACGAGAAAAUGUAG
This is a messenger RNA of Fonsecaea erecta, 1908 nucleotides long. RefSeq lists its product as hypothetical. Gene Ontology annotation, molecular function: DNA binding; zinc ion binding. Bases 1 to 1908 code for a protein of 635 amino acids. NCBI's taxonomy places the organism in Eukaryota, Fungi, Ascomycota, Eurotiomycetes, Chaetothyriales, Herpotrichiellaceae. The record is from RefSeq and is a predicted model, not a curated record. Gene Ontology annotation, biological process: DNA-templated transcription. The transcript has 7 exons.